AUGGAAGAUUUGCACGCCAUCGGAGACGUCGUGCGUGAAUUGUGCGCGGUGGAUGAUGGGGUGCUGAUGCGAUCGACCCUGGGGUGCAUGGAUGGGUUUAAGGUGGCGUUGCGCGCGGAGCGAGAGGACGACGACGAGGCGAGGAGAGAAAUUUGCGUCGCGGCGUUGUUUGGAUUGAGCAAGCUCGCGACGACGGCGAGGGAACAAGUCAUCGGGGGGGAUGUGGAAGAAGAUGUGGUACUUGAAAUGCUUCGCGUGCAGUGUAAGGCGCCGAAUAUGCGAUUUUCAGAACGCGCUCGGGCGAUGUCGACGUACGUCAAGGCGGUGGGCGUUCGGGAAAACUUGACAAACGUCAACGUUCGGACGCCUCCGGCAUCGCCGAAGGAUAAGAGUGGUAGAACUAUAGGUGGCUUAGCGCGAGCGUUUGCAUCGCAACAAGAGAUGGCAGAUUUCAACACACCAGACGUGAGCGACGACGAGGGGACAGAGGAGCGCAGGCAAUCGAUGAGUUCGCUGUGCGCGUCACCGAGUAGAAUCUUCUACUCGCCGAAAAUUUUGAGCGGAGAUGGCACGGUCGUUGAUGAAGCGAUCACACCUCCAGGCACAGUUAUAUGUCGCAUCUGCGAACAGCCUGUCGCCAAACGAACUUUUGCCG
Molecule: messenger RNA, 655 nt
Organism: Ostreococcus lucimarinus CCE9901
Lineage: Eukaryota; Viridiplantae; Chlorophyta; Mamiellophyceae; Mamiellales; Bathycoccaceae
Exons: 1
Source: RefSeq, a predicted model, not a curated record